This is a messenger RNA of Prunus persica (peach), 669 nucleotides long. RefSeq names its product ribonuclease S-4. The record is from RefSeq and is a predicted model, not a curated record. The transcript has 2 exons. Gene Ontology annotation, biological process: RNA catabolic process. NCBI's taxonomy places the organism in Eukaryota, Viridiplantae, Streptophyta, Magnoliopsida, Rosales, Rosaceae. Gene Ontology annotation, molecular function: RNA binding; ribonuclease T2 activity. Bases 1 to 669 code for a protein of 222 amino acids. Gene Ontology annotation, cellular component: extracellular region.
AUGCCAUUAAGAUAUGAGAUAUUGGCAGGGGCUUCUCUGCAAGCUAUUACCACUCAUGGGCAACCGUAUGACUACCUACAAUAUGUACUACAAUGGCAGAAGACGAAAUGCUUGAAGGUCGGGAAACGGUGCACUCCAUAUGAGAAGUUCACUACUCACGGCCUCUGGCCAACCAACCUCUCCAAGAUAUUGACAUGCAAAUCAGCUUCAAAAUUUAGCAGCACUAUGCUGCAAAAUAAUGCUUCAUUGCUAUCGAAGAUGAAAAAGUCCUGGCCAAAUCUGGAGCAGAGAGUUGCCCAAGGAAAAGACAACGAUAUGUGGUUUUGGGCGAUGGAGUACGAAAAACACGGUAUAUGUGCCAAGUUUUCUAGCCAGAAUACUUACUUGUCAAAAGCAUGUGAUUUGUGGGAAGAAAACAAGAUUAAGGAGAUUUUUGAGCACCACAAAAUCUUUCCAACAAACGCGACGUCAUAUAAAGAUGUUUUGCUUAUGAAUGCUAUUGAAAUGGAAACUCGCAGUUCUCCUCUCCUUCUUUGCCAUAGAGUCAACGGCGAUUAUUUGUUGUGGGAGGUUGUUCUUUGCUAUGACGACACGGCUAAAAAACGGAUGAAUUGUUCUGAUCAAAGUGCAAGACAAACAAAUUGCGGAACGGACAUCUAUUAUAAAUAA